Staurois parvus is the source of this 337-nucleotide messenger RNA. NCBI's taxonomy places the organism in Eukaryota, Metazoa, Chordata, Amphibia, Anura, Ranidae. The record is from the annotation of a GenBank genome assembly.
CUAGGCAUGCAGACGGCUUCUACAAACAUUUGUGAAAGACUGGGUCACUCUCAGGAGCUCAGUGAAUUCAAGCAUGGUAUCAUGAUAGGUUACCACCUGUGCAAUAAGUCCAUCCUUGCUACUAAAUAUUCCAUGAACAACUAUUAGUAGUAUUAGACCAAAGUGGAAGCAACUGGGAACAACAGCAACUCAGCCCGCUACUGGAUUUUAGAGCAGUGGAGACGUAUUGUCUGGAGUGAGGAAUCACGCUUCUCUGUCUGACAAUCCGAUGGACGUGUCUGGGUUUGGCGGUUGCCAGGAGACCGGUACUUUCCUGACUGCAUUGUGCCAAGUGUAA